Messenger RNA from Striga hermonthica, 3609 nucleotides. Lineage: Eukaryota; Viridiplantae; Streptophyta; Magnoliopsida; Lamiales; Orobanchaceae. The record is from the annotation of a GenBank genome assembly.
AUGGGAAAUGGCAGGAAACGGAGGUUAAAUCUGAGUAAGAUCUACUCAUUCCGAUGUGGGAGAAAAGGGUUUGUUGAAGACGACCACUCACAGAUUGGCGGACCGGGUUUUUCACGAGUGGUUUAUUGCAACGAGCCAGAUGGUGCGGAUGCCGGUUUAAGACAAUAUGGUUCGAACUAUGUGAGGACAACCAAGUACACGGCCACAACUUUCUUGCCCAAGUCCCUGUUCGAGCAGUUCAGGAGAGUGGCUAAUUUCUACUUCUUGGUCACUGGGAUUCUGUCUUUCACAUCUCUUGCUCCUUAUUCUGCUGUUAGUUCAAUCCUUCCGUUGAUUAUAGUUAUCGGGGCAACUAUGAUCAAGGAAGGCAUUGAAGACUGGCACAGAAAACAACAGGAUAUUGAGAUAAACAGCCGUAAGGUGAAGGUCCACCAAGGCAAUGGAGUGUUCAAGCAAACCGAGUGGAAGAACCUAAAAGUGGGUGACAUUGUGAAAGUCGAGAAGGAUGAGUUCUUCCCGGCCGAUCUCCUCCUCCUAUCUUCCAGUUACGAGGAUGCAGUUUGCUAUGUAGAGACUAUGAACCUCGACGGCGAAACUAACUUGAAGCUCAAACAAGCCCUCGAGGCAACCUCGGCCCUGAACGACGAGCGCGAUCUCUCCCAUUUUCAUGCGCUCGUCAAAUGUGAGGACCCAAAUGCCAAUCUCUAUUCCUUUGUCGGGACCAUGGAGCUUGAAGGCCAGCAACACCCUCUCUCUCCUCAACAGCUACUAUUAAGGGACUCCAAAUUGCGUAACACGGACUACAUUUACGGGGCCGUCAUCUUCACCGGCCACGACACCAAGGUGAUCCAGAACUCGACCGACCCGCCUUCCAAAAGGAGCCGAAUCGAGAAGAAAACGGAUAGAAUAAUUUAUUUUUUAUUCGGCGUGCUUUUCUUGGUGGCGUUUAUCGGGUCGGUUUAUUUCGGCGUUGUAACCGAGGAAGAUGGCGAUGAUGGGGGGCACAGGAGAUGGUAUUUGCAGCCGGAAGAUGACGACGUUUUUUUCGAUCCAGACCAAGCACCGGCGGCCGCCACACUCCACUUCUUGACGGCUUUACUUCUCUACGGCAACCUCAUCCCGAUUUCCCUAUACGUGUCGAUUGAGAUCGUGAAGGUCCUCCAGAGCAUGUUUAUUAACCGGGACGUGAACAUGUAUCAUGAGGAAACGGACAGGCCAGCCCACGCGCGCACGUCAAACCUGAAUGAGGAGCUGGGCCAGGUGGACACGAUCCUCUCGGACAAGACAGGCACGUUGACUUGCAACUCCAUGGAAUUCAUCAAGUGCUCGAUUGCCGGGACUGCGUACGGCCACGGGAUCACAGAGGUCGAGCGGUCCUUGGCCAAGAAGAACGGCUCACCAUUGAUCCUCAAGGGGAAGGAUGCAGUUGAGAAUCCUCCUGACGAUGGUUUGAAAAAGCCGGCUAUCAAGGGUUACAACUUUGAUGACGAGAGAAUUGUGGAUGGUAAUUGGGUGAAGGAGGCACAUGCGGACGUGAUUCAGGGGUUUUUUCGUCUUUUGGCAGUGUGCCACACAGCUAUACCGGAUGUGGAUGAGACCACGGGGAAGGUUAGCUACGAAGCCGAGUCGCCGGAUGAGGCGGCAUUCGUGAUUGCUGCUCGGGAGCUCGGGUUCGAGUUCUUUAGAAGGACUCAGACGAGCGUGUCCAUUAACGAGUUGGACCCUGUCUCAGGAAACAGAGUCGAAAGAUCAUACAAGCUGUUAAAUGUCCUAGAAUUCAACAGUUCGAGAAAAAGAAUGUCAGUUAUAGUAAGAGAUGAGGAAGGGAGGCUUCUGUUGCUUUGCAAAGGGGCCGACAGUGUCAUGUUUGAGAGACUAGCCAAAAACGGAAGACAAUUUGAACAAGAAACCAGAGAACAUGUAAACGAGUAUGCUGAUGCAGGCUUGAGGACCCUAAUACUCGCUUAUCGGGAACUUAGCGAAGAUGAAUAUGAAGUGUUUGAUAAAAAGUUUUCGGAGGCCAAAAAUUCAGUUAGUGCCGAUCGUGAGGCAUUUAUCGAUGAGGUGACUGAAGAAAUAGAGAAAGAUUUGAUUCUGUUAGGUGCAACAGCUGUUGAAGACAAGCUCCAACAAGGGGUUCCUGAGUGCAUUGACAAACUUGCUCAAGCUGGGAUAAAAAUAUGGGUUUUGACAGGGGAUAAAAUGGAAACUGCUAUAAACAUUGGCUAUGCUUGUAGCUUACUCAGACAAGGAAUGAAACAAAUUACUAUCUCAUUAGAUAAUCCGGAGAUCAACGCACUUGAGAAAGAUGGAGACAAGAAUGCAAUUGCCAAGGCUUCAAAGCAAAGUGUUAUAAAGCAAAUAACCGAAGGGAAGGCUCAGGUUGGCAGAUCAAGCACAGAGGCUUUUGCCGUGAUCAUUGAUGGAAAAUCCCUUACAUAUGCAUUAGAGGACGAUGUCAAAAACUUGUUUCUCGAACUAGCAAUUGGAUGUGCAUCUGUCAUAUGCUGCCGCUCAUCACCAAAACAGAAGGCAUUGGUGACGAGACUUGUCAAAGAAGGAACUAAGAAGACGACUCUAGCCAUUGGGGACGGCGCUAAUGAUGUGGGAAUGCUUCAAGAAGCAGAUAUUGGGAUCGGAAUCAGUGGCGUUGAGGGGAUGCAGGCUGUCAUGUCGAGUGACAUUGCAAUUGCUCAGUUCAGAUUCUUGGAGCGCUUGCUUCUGGUGCACGGACAUUGGUGCUACAGAAGGAUAUCAACGAUGAUUUGCUACUUUUUCUACAAGAACCUCACUUUUGGUUUCACUAUAUUCUUGUACGAAGCUUUCACAUCGUUUUCGGGACAACCAGCGUACAACGACUGGUUUUUGUCUCUAUACAACGUGUUCUUCUCAUCAUUGCCCGCGGUUGCUCUAGGGGUCUUUGACCAAGAUGUGUCCCCUAGAUUUUCCCUAAAGUUCCCUCUGCUUUACCAAGAAGGGGUGCAGAACGUGCUCUUCAGCUGGCGCCGCAUAAUCGGGUGGAUGGUCAACGGCGUGGGAAGUGCGUUCAUCAUCUUCUUCCUCACCACACGAGCCCUCGAUCCCCAGGCCUUCAACAGCGAGGGCAAGAUCGCGGACUACCAGAUCGUGGGUCCCGCCAUGUACACGUGCGUUGUCUGGGUGGUCAACUGCCAGAUGGCCCUAGCCGUGAGCUACUUCACCCUCAUCCAGCACGUUUUCAUCUGGGGCAGCAUUGCAUUGUGGUACAUCUUUCUGUUGGCCUACGGGGCCAUGAGUCCCAGCUUCUCGAGCACCGCGUACCAGGUCUUUGUCGAGAGCCUUGCCCCAGCUCCGUCUUUUUACGUUGUUACCCUGUUUGUGGUUGUUUCGGCUUUGGUGCCUUACUAUGUGUACAAUGCGGUGCAAAUGAGGUUUUUCCCGAUGUACCAUGGGAUGAUACAGUGGAUAAGGCACGAGGGGUGGUGUGAGGAUCCGGUUUACUGUAGCAUGGUGAGGCAGAGGUCAAUAAGGCCCACAACUGUCGGGUUUACAGCUCGUUCGCUAGCAAGGACAAAUCCCCUGGAAGACGGGAGCCAGAGGUACAUGGAUGGUGCCGUGAGAUCUGUAUAG